UACCUUUCAUCGGGGGUGCCUUCAAAGUUUUUGGCUAUGUCAGCUCCGGGCCUUACAACAACGGAAGUAGAUUAUUUACUUCAACAAAUCAUAGCCCAUCUACAGAGCCUGUACAUGAAGUGCGAGAAACAUAGCAUCCCUUUUCCGAGUUACAGAGAAUCAUUCAAGGUCAUUCCGCAGGCGUAUGGCAAGGGUAGUGCCGAUGCUGCAUCCGAGGCUUUUUGCUCAUUGACUGCAGUCUCGCGAUCGGCCCAGGCAAUCUAGUGUUUAUCGAGGAAAGCCUUGAAGUGAGGGUUCAGGGAGUAACGAAGUUAUUGAUGUCAUUUAACCUCACAAUACUGGGAUAUGAUGUUGACAACUAAAUUCAUCAUGGCUGGCGGGACAUAUUGAUCUACGCCGUAUUGGUUUAUAGAUUGGGGCUCGUAUGGCAAGACGGUUGGAGCGGCGUUGGCCUUAUCUUGCAUGGCGUUCU
Colletotrichum navitas is the source of this 472-nucleotide messenger RNA. RefSeq lists its product as uncharacterized. The transcript is spliced from 2 exons. The coding region runs from base 37 to 264 and encodes 75 amino acids. Lineage: Eukaryota; Fungi; Ascomycota; Sordariomycetes; Glomerellales; Glomerellaceae. The record is from RefSeq and is a predicted model, not a curated record.